Messenger RNA from Oryctolagus cuniculus (rabbit), 1970 nucleotides. RefSeq names its product G protein-coupled receptor class C group 5 member C (gene GPRC5C). Gene Ontology annotation, molecular function: G protein-coupled receptor activity; protein kinase activator activity. Gene Ontology annotation, biological process: G protein-coupled receptor signaling pathway. The record is from RefSeq and is a predicted model, not a curated record. NCBI's taxonomy places the organism in Eukaryota, Metazoa, Chordata, Mammalia, Lagomorpha, Leporidae. Gene Ontology annotation, cellular component: extracellular exosome; signaling receptor complex; plasma membrane.
GAACGGCGUGCAAACCAGAGGGGCUGAGGCUGCAGCUGCUGCCGGCUCCCGGAGCCCCAUCUCGCUCCCAGAAUAGCGCAGCUCAGUUCCCGGCAGCCUCAGGCCCCACCGCAGCUGGGCUUCCGCCACAGGGCGGCGAAAGAGACAGUCAAGCCCCACCAGCCCUGGGAACAGCUGGGACUGGACACGCCCAGAAGCCAGCUGGCUGGGCCUGCCUGCCCUGCCCUGCCCGAGGUGCCAUCUCCGGGUCCCAGCUGGAGCCUGGCCCGGGAGCCAGGAUGGCGGUGCACAGAGCCCUGCUGACGUGCCUGGGACUGCCUCUCCUCCUACUCCCGGGAGCCCGGGCCCAGAACGCCCCUCCUGGCUGUAGCCCAGACCUCAAUCCCCUCUACUACAACCUGUGCGACCGCUCUGGGGCUUGGGGCAUCGUCCUGGAGGCGGUGGCCGGGGCAGGGGUCGUCACCACGUUCGUGCUCACCAUCAUCCUCGUGGCCAGCCUGCCCUUCGUGCAGGACACCAAGAAGCGCAGCCUGCUAGGCACCCAGGUCUUCUUCCUCCUGGGCACCCUGGGCCUCUUCUGCCUCGUGUUCGCCUGCGUGGUGAAGCCCGACUUCUCCACCUGUACGUCCCGGCGCUUCCUCUUCGGCGUCCUGUUUGCCAUCUGCUUCUCCUGCCUGGUGGCCCACGUCUUUGCCCUCAACUUCCUGGCCCGGAAGAACCACGGGCCGCGGGGCUGGGUGAUCUUCGUGGUGGCUCUGCUGCUGACCCUGGUGGAGGUCAUUAUCAACACGGAGUGGUUGGUCAUCACCCUGGUGCGAGGGGGCGGCGAGGUUGGUGCCGCGGCCAAUGGCAGUUCAAGCUGGGCAGUGGCCUCCCCCUGCGCCAUUGCCAACAUGGACUUCGUCAUGGCGCUCAUCUACGUCAUGCUGCUGCUCCUGGGCGCCUUCGUGGGCACCUGGCCCGCCCUGUGCGGCCGCUUCAAGCGCUGGCGCAAGCACGGGGUCUUCGUGCUGCUCACCACGGCCACGUCCAUUGCCAUCUGGGUGGUGUGGAUCGUCAUGUACACCUACGGCAACGAGCAGCACAGUAGCCCCACCUGGGACGACCCCACGCUGGCCAUCGCCCUCGCCGCCAACGCCUGGGCCUUUGUUCUCUUCUAUGUCAUCCCCGAGGUCUCCCAGGUGACCAAGGCCAGCCCCGAGCAAAGCUACCAGGGGGACAUGUACCCGACCCGGGGCGUGGGCUACGAGACCAUCCUCAAGGAGCAGACCGGCCAGAGCAUGUUUGUGGAGAACAAGGCUUUCUCCAUGGACGAGCCAGCCUCAGCUAAGAGACCAGUGUCCCCGUACAGCGGCUACAACGGGCAGCUGCUGACCAGCGUCUACCAGCCCACUGAGAUGACCCUGAUGCACAAGGGCCCGGCUGAGGGAGCUUACGACGUCAUCCUCCCGCGGGCCACGGCCAACAGCCAGGUGGUGGGCAGUGCCAACUCAACCCUGCGGGCCGAGGACAUGUGCGCGGCUGCCCAGAGCCACCGGGUGGCCACACCGCCCCAAGAUGGCAAGAGCUCACAGGUCUUUAGAAACCCCUAUGUGUGGGACUGAGGCGGCGCAGCCGGGAGGAGCGGAGGAGCCGGGCCCUCAGGACCCAGCCCGGGCGAGGGCCCCUCCUGGAACCCGUGCCCUGUGGCUCAUUCUCCUUUGCUGGCUGGCCCUUGGCAGCUCUCGUCUGAGCGUGAGGUUACCCGUAUGCCAACGUCUGGGUGGGUGUCCUGGGCGGCCCCACCCACUCCUCAGUGUUUGUGGAGUCGGGGAGCCAGCCCCAGCUUCAUGCCAGGGUCCCCCACGGCGGUCCUGCUCCAGCCAAGUAGUGUUUUGGGGGGGUGGGGUGGCCGCCAGGCGCUCCGGGCCGGGCUUGCUCCUCUGUGAGGAACAAGGCUGCCUAAUAAAAGUCUCUGCUUUAUAAACUCA